Messenger RNA from Astyanax mexicanus (Mexican tetra), 1329 nucleotides. RefSeq lists its product as uncharacterized. The record is from RefSeq and is a predicted model, not a curated record. The transcript is spliced from 5 exons. NCBI's taxonomy places the organism in Eukaryota, Metazoa, Chordata, Actinopteri, Characiformes, Acestrorhamphidae. The coding region runs from base 393 to 1130 and encodes 245 amino acids.
UGAGUUAAGCAGAGACUUUCACUUUCAUGCUACUGAGAGCUGCUGUGUGCUGUGGUAAUAACUGUGGUAGUAAGCGUAGCUUUAGCACAGCUGAGAGCAAGUCUGGCUUGAGGAGGGGCUGUUUUUAAAAAGGGGGGUACAGAGCAUGUGGAGUGAAAGGAAAGGGAAAACGAAAGAAAAGGGGGAGUGAGGACAUUUAAAAGGCAUUUUGGAAAGUACCAGAGGGUCAGGAGGUGGCCAUUUGGACCGGGAGAGGGGAGAAAGUGGACCUACAGCAGGAACUCGCAGGAUAAUAACGUGGGGGGCUGAACGCCAGCAGUGCCACAGCACGGUGGGAGGCGGCAGAAAGAGAAACAUGGGGAAUAAUAUUACCCACAGGGGCCGGUAGAAGCAUGACACCCACAGUCUUACUGCUGCUGUCAAUGGUUUACACUGUUCGAGGGAGCGGCUGCAAUGAUUUGGCCAAAUCAACUGUCAACAAUCUUCAGACCGAAAUCCGUGAAAAGCAGACUGAAUUUUUGACGGUGUUUCCCAGAAACUACUUUGUGCCUCGAUUCAACGACAGCACGCAGUGUCAGGACCAGACUGCCUCGUGUUGUCUGUUCAGCGAGGUUGUGCUGCUGUCACAUUCCUGGGCACAACUCUUGAGGCACCUUCACAGAACUCAUUUAAUGUACAAGUUCAUCACCAACCUAAAGAUUGAACUGGAUGACAUUUCAAAAGAGGGUUUCCAGGACCCUCCGGAUCCCUCCGAUUUCCCAUCUGUUCUCUCCUCCCCUGAAACCCUGCUCAACUUCACUUCUUCACUCCUCUCCAAAUGGCUGGAAUUGAACUGCCCUUCUGGAGAAAAGGCUUGCAUCUUCCCGGACCCCUUCACUUCUGAGGAAGACGAGGAGGAGGAGGAGGAGGUGACUGUGGAAAUUCCUGUGGAGAUUGAGGGGGGGGGAGUGGGGAUUGGGGAUGGAGAGGCAGGACCGAAGGUAGAAGGGAAUGUUGGAAGUGAAUGUGGUGAGAAAGAAGGAUUGAGAGAAAGAAGAUGGAUCACCUCCAUCCCGACUAACGGGGACUCGGGGCUGUCGACCUCUCCAGGCCUCGUCCUGUGUGCUCUCUAUUUCCUCUGUGGAUGGUAGUGGAUGUUGUUGUUGGACGGAGGACAGAGGAUCAGGAGUUUCGCUCUGAAUGUAACGCUGAGUAACCCGGGCUGACGGGCGGAGGCUCUCGGUUAACGCAGCAUGUUCGCUACAGCAGGCGGUCUGGGCCGAGCUUGUAGGUAAUGAAGGAGCUGUGCUCAGUGCUGGCUGGAUGUUCCUGUUUUUGUUUUGUUUUUUU